Messenger RNA from Plectropomus leopardus (leopard coralgrouper), 731 nucleotides. The record is from RefSeq and is a predicted model, not a curated record. Lineage: Eukaryota; Metazoa; Chordata; Actinopteri; Perciformes; Serranidae.
AAACCCAAGAGGGCAAGACACCCAGUCCGUCCAUUAGCCGCCAUGCCAGCUUUGAUACAGACCAGGUGUCCAAGGACUUUGUGGAGUUUUUAAAAAACCUCCAGAAGCCCGGCCGGGAGAUCCACAAGCAGUGCAGAGCCUUCCUUGUGAAUAUGUCGAGCAAAAAGGAUCUGAGUGCUGAAGAGCUGUCGGAGUGCGUCCAGGAUUUCUACCAGAACCUGGCCGACCGCUUGAUGGGUCACUUCAAAGGGUCCUCAGAGUCAGUGGAGCAGGUGAUGGACCAGGUGGAAAAGUACAUAAUGACUCGUCUGUAUAAGAGCGUGUUCUGUCCAGAAACCACUGAUGACGAGAAGAAGGACUUGGCCACACAGAACAGGAUAAGGGCGUUACACUGGGUGACCAUCCAGAUGCUCUGUGUGUCUAUGGACGAGGAAAUCCCUGAAGUCUCUGAGAAUGUGGUCAAAGCAAUAACAGAUAUCAUUGAGAUGGACUCGAAGAGGGUUCCUCGGGAUAAACUCGGGUGCAUCACUCGCUGCAGUAAACACAUCUUCAGCGCCAUCAGGAUCACCAAGAACGAGCCGGCCUCAGCUGACGACUUCCUCCCCGCGCUCAUUUACAUUGUGCUCAAAGCGAACCCUCCGCGACUUCAGUCCAACAUCCAGUACAUCACCCGCUUCUGUAACCCCAGCAGGCUGAUGACCGGAGAGGACGGAUACUACUUCACCAACCUG